Molecule: messenger RNA, 3373 nt
Organism: Alligator sinensis (Chinese alligator)
Lineage: Eukaryota; Metazoa; Chordata; Crocodylia; Alligatoridae
Gene: SERTAD4
Product: SERTA domain containing 4
Exons: 3
Coding region: 22-1044 (340 amino acids)
Cellular component (GO): nucleus
Source: RefSeq, a predicted model, not a curated record
CGGGUGGGGGGGCGCCCAGCCAUGACCCUGGUGCUGCCCAUGAACAGGUUCUGCGAGCCCAUUGUCUCGGACGGAGCCGCCUUCCCCCAGCCCCUGUGGGAGCCGCACUGUUGCAGCAAGGCCAGCGCCGCGGAGCCCGGCCCGGCCCCGCAGCCCGCGGGCGGGGCGCCCUGCCAGCCCCUGCCAGGCUCACAUUACAGGGGAAUUUCAAAUCCUAUAACAACAUCCAAGAUCACAUACUUUAAAAGGAAAUAUGUGGAAGAAGAGGAUAUUCAUCCACCACUCAGCAGCUGUGCACAUAAAACAAUCUCAGUUUUUGAGGAGCGGGCCCAUAUUCUCUACAUGUCUUUGGAAAAAUUAAAAUUUAUUGAUGAUCCUGAAGUCUACUUGCGGAGAUCUGUCCUUAUAAACAAUUUAAUGAAGAGAAUCCAUGGAGAAAUUAUCAUGCAAAACAACUGGUGCUUCUCUGCUUGCUCUUUUGGCAACACCUCAGCACAAGAAUGGUUCAUGUCACAAGACUGUCCCUAUAGAAAACGUCUCCGGAUGGCAAAAGAGGAAUGUGAAAAGUUCCAUACAUGCUGCUUUUAUCAAGAGUGUGGCAGUCACUAUUUAAAUUUGCCAUUCUCUGUUAAUACUAAUGGGGAAAAUUCUUCCUCCUCCUCUUCCUCCUCCUCCCCUAUCUCUUUGCCAAGUUGUUCCCAACAGGUGGAUUAUGGCAUUGGCAAUGCCCCUGUUUACAGGAGUGAUGACCAUAUACUUGCCAAUGAAAUAUUCAUUACUAAUGCCAGGUCUCAUGGUAAUCAGGAAAAGGCAAAAUUAAAUGAUGAGAAAGGAGGUAAUGAAACUGAACGAGAUGGUGUCACUCUAAACUGUGAACCGAUGAAAGGCGACCUUGCUCUUGAAUGUAAAGGCAAAUUUUAUGAUUAUUUUGAGACUGGAUCUAAUGACAAGAGCAACAUAAGUGAAUCUUGGAAAAAAUCCUUGAGGAAAAAGGAAUCUUUACCAAGUAACAAAAUGUGCUGCAGCAAAGGAAGUAAAAUAUGAGACACCCUUUUUUGCUGUAACUUUGACGCAUGCACAGCAUGUUCAGUUAUCUAUCAAAAUUGUAUUUUGAAUGGAUUUUUUAUAGUUUUGUACAACUGAUACAAUCAUGCCACAAACGUUAUGUGUAUAGUUUUAAAUGACUGGAGAGCAGAUUGCCUAAAGCAUCUGUAUGAUCAACAUCAGUGAGCUAUUUAUAAAUAUGGAGACUUCAUAAAGAGCACAGUUGAAUUAUUGCUUACAAUUAUAGUUUAGCUUUUGUUACUGAAAAUACCAACAAACCAGCUGGGGAAAACAUACCCUUUUAUAUAUCCCCUCCCUCAAAAAGUCUACCAUUAAUUAAAAGGAACCCCCAUUAUGCUUACCAAUUAAUUAGAUGUUUGGUAAACAAAUUGAUAUUACCAACAAGGGUGGUCUGCUUCUUGUAAGACAAUAUUCAUUGUGAGGAAACACUGGUUAUGGUGGUUGGGGAAUUAACUCUACAUACUCAUACUGACACAGUUAAAUUCCUGUAUUCAUUCUUAUUCAACUGACAAAAGCCAGGAUGUAACAUAAUGAAAUACCUGUUCAUUGGAUCUUAAUCAGAAACACCACAUACAGCACAAUCACCUGCAUGUUUUCAGCUCAGAGGCAAUCAGUAAUGAGGUGUAUGGUGGUUUGUUGUUAUACAGGGCAGAUAUUUUUUGUGCCUUAUUUUUUUACCUUAAUUUUUGCCAGUGUGAAAAUUAAGUAUAAAAUCAGAGCUACAGCAGGGACUUAACCUAAACAGAAAAGAAAACCAGGGUGGAUCAAUUUUAUUAAAAAUCUGUAGCCUUUGAAAUAUCAAGUUGAACUUCCUAUUGAAACAUCUAUAUUCUUUCUUUUUGAUGCUCGAUUGCUUUUUGAUUUGCCAUCCUUAGGAAGGGAUUUAAGAAACAAUAGAGAGAUGUCUCUUGUAAACAAGCAUUAGAUGCUUGAGCAUUUCUAUGGCAACUGUCUGUUGCAGGGGCUCUUUUUGUAUAAUGAAGUUCAUGAACCAGUGGCAUGUUUUAUACUUUAUUCUGUUUCGCAUAAUUUCUCUCUUUUAGAUUGCAAAAGCAUGCAGGGGUUUUAUAUGACUUUUGCUGUUGAUUUUUAAAAGACAAGCAGAACAAAGAGCACAAUGUUAAUAAAUGACGUGGCGAUAACAUUUUAUCUGAAAUGAAUGUAUGGGUUUUACUUAAAAAAAAAAAAAAAGAUUAUUUUGGAGAAAUGGGUGGAGGUUUCAAAAGUUAGGGACAAAAUGCAGUCAUUUUUGGUUAUACCAUUUUAAAAUGCACAUUUUUGCAACCAUGCUUAAUAUGGUGUUCAGGGGUGUGCUAAGAAUAUUGUGUGUUCUGGAUCCACCACAUUUUGGGGUUCCCACAGCCUUCCCUUCCCCCCUCCCCAAACUGGCAGGAAGUGCUGUGUGUAACAGUGAAAUCCAAGUCACACAUGAUGCCUAAUUACUUUCUGUUUGUGCUUGGGGACAUUGAAAAUCCAAACUGUAUCUCUUUCACAUUGGUCUUGCCCUAGAAACAAUCAGCUGUAAUCAUGCUUCCCACUUUUUACAUGGAUGCAAUUCAUCCAUGUGCUUGGGACCAGAUCAGUUGCAGCAAGGCAGACAAGGGACUUGAGAGUGGUCCACUAGAAUGAAUUCCAGCCUACCUGCACAUUUCAGCUCUCACUGAAACCAGCAGGAAAGCACCUGUGGAUUUUAGUGGCAUUGAGUCAGGCUCUAAUUCAUCACUGUACUGGGCCUUUAGUAGACUGUCCACCCUGGAUUCCAAGGACACUGUCUUAAUUCUCCCCUGACAUUAUUACUUUUAAUGGCAAGUAACAGCAGUGCUCCAGAGUCAAGGCUUUAGGGCAUCUUUCUCUGAUAAGUACAGCAGUCACCCUUAAAAGCUUGCCAGUUAAAGCAACCUCACCCUUUGCAAUAUUCCCUAUAGGAUGCAUGGGAAGUGAUGGGGGAAAAAGUCUCAGAUAGCUUUUAUUUAGUCUGUAACAUGAAACUGGCAACUUUGUAAGGGUUAUAAUUGGAAUAGGAAUUUGGCAACAAAGAAUGGAGCCCACCUGAUUUCUCCAAGAGGGAAGCUUUUUUAUUAUUAAUAAUAAUAUUAAGUAUAGAUCUCAUUCAUACAGUGUAUGAGUAGGAUCAUAAUUUAUGCAUUUGUCCACAAGGACCAAUUUUUUAAAAGCUGAUUUUCUUGUGUUAUACCCAGAUAGUCUAGUAACGUCUGCUCUUUUAUUUUCAGUCUUUGAUAAACAUUUGAUGUUUUCAGCUUAAAUAUUAGAUGCUUGUAUACUAAUGUUUUGUUGUAGUAAAGUGAGG